Messenger RNA from Cinclus cinclus, 1797 nucleotides. It is a transcript of the gene GALNT17, whose product is annotated as polypeptide N-acetylgalactosaminyltransferase 17. Lineage: Eukaryota; Metazoa; Chordata; Aves; Passeriformes; Cinclidae. The transcript has 11 exons. Gene Ontology annotation, cellular component: Golgi apparatus. Bases 1 to 1797 code for a protein of 598 amino acids. The record is from RefSeq and is a predicted model, not a curated record.
AUGGCUUCUUUGAGGAGAGUCAAAGUGCUGCUGGUGUUAAACCUGAUCGCUGUGGCUGGCUUCGUCCUCUUCCUGGCCAAGUGCAGACCCAUCACGACCAAGAGCGGCGACUCCUUCCAUGACAUCCAUCCCAGGGCAGAAGUGGCCAACUUGACAGCCCACGGCAUCAGCUCCAUCCAGGAUGCAGUGCUGAAGAGGCUCUCGCUCCUAGAAGACAUAGUCUACAGGCAGCUGAACGGUCUGUCCAAGUCCCUUGGUCUCAUUGAGGGCUAUGGUGGCCGUGGCAAGGGUGGCCUCCCAGCCACCCUGUCCCCCGAGGAGGAGGAGAAAGCCAAGGGACCCCAUGAGAAGUAUGGCUACAACUCCUACCUCAGUGAGAAGAUUUCCUUGGAUCGUUCCAUCCCGGAUUAUCGCCCAACCAAGUGCAAAGAGCUGAAAUACGGGAAGGACCUGCCCCAGAUCUCCAUCAUCUUCAUCUUUGUGAACGAGGCGCUGUCAGUGAUCCUGCGCUCGGUGCACAGCGCUGUCAACCACACCCCUGCCCCCCUGCUCAAGGAGAUCAUCCUCGUGGAUGACAACAGUGACGAGGAGGAGCUGAAGGCGCCGCUGGAGGAGUACGUCAACAAACGCUACCCGGGGCUGGUGAAAGUGGUGAGGAACCAGAAGAGGGAAGGGCUGAUCCGAGCCCGGAUCGAGGGCUGGAAAGCUGCCACAGGCCAGGUCACCGGGUUCUUUGAUGCCCACGUGGAGUUCACUGCUGGCUGGGCGGAGCCGGUGCUCUCCCGGAUCCAGGAGAACAGGAAGAGGGUGAUCCUGCCCUCCAUCGACAACAUCAAGCAGGACACCUUCGAGGUGCAGCGCUAUGAGAACUCUGCGCAUGGCUACAGCUGGGAGCUGUGGUGCAUGUACAUCAGCCCUCCCAAGGACUGGUGGGACGCUGGGGACCCCUCCCUGCCCAUCAGGACCCCUGCCAUGAUUGGCUGCUCCUUCGUGGUCAACAGGAAAUUCUUUGGGGAGAUCGGGCUGCUGGACCCUGGCAUGGAUGUGUAUGGAGGGGAGAACAUCGAGCUGGGCAUCAAGGUGUGGCUGUGUGGGGGCAGCAUGGAGGUGCUGCCCUGCUCCAGGGUGGCCCACAUCGAGCGCAAGAAGAAGCCCUACAACAACAACAUCGGCUUCUACACCAAGCGCAACGCGCUGCGCGUGGCCGAGGUCUGGAUGGACGACUACAAGUGGCACGUCUACAUCGCCUGGAACCUGCCCCUGGAGAAUCCAGGGAUUGAUAUUGGGGAUGUUUCUGAGAGGAAAGCCUUGAGGAAGAGCCUGAAGUGUAAAAAUUUCCAGUGGUACCUGGACCAUGUUUAUCCAGAAAUGAGGAGAUACAAUAACACCAUUGCUUAUGGAGAGCUGCGGAACAACAAGGCCAAGGAUGUGUGCCUGGACCAGGGCCCGCAGGAGAACCACACAGCAAUUCUGUACCCGUGCCAUGGCUGGGGCCCACAGCUGGCCCGAUACACCAAGGAGGGGUUCCUGCACCUGGGGGCCCUGGGCACCACCACGCUGCUGCCCGACACACGCUGCCUGGUGGACACGGGCAAGAGCCGCUUCCCACAGCUGCUGGACUGUGACAAGGUCAAGAGCAGCCUCCACAAGCGCUGGAACUUCAUCCAGAACGGAGCCAUCCUGAACAAGGGGACGGGCCGGUGCCUGGAGGUGGAGAACAGGGGCAUGGCUGGCAUUGACCUGAUCCUUCGCAGCUGCACAGGGCAGAGGUGGACAAUUAAAAACUUCAUCAAGUAG